CAUUUUAUAUGGCUAAGUUUCCAAACAAAAGUUCCGGUCCCUGAAUUUCAAAAGCCACCUCCUCAUCUUUCCACCAAAAAAAAAAAAAAAAACAAUACUAUAACUACAGGACAACCACAAUAAACAGACCCUUUAAAAAUUUAAUAACCAGAAAACAAAAACUACUGCAAAAGCAUAUAGUAUUAAAUUAUUCUAGCGUACGUGCAUUUGUCUUAAAAGUAUGGUUUAGUCCAUCUGCAGGCCCUCUGAAAUUCAACUACAAUUUCACAUGUUUAUUCCUUGCACAGAGAUAUUGUUUCUGAACUACCAAAACCUUUUUCUUAAAAUUACCUUUUUUUGCACAAAUUUCUAUACCCCUGACAUAACAAGAACUCAUCUGUCAACUCUGUGACACAAAGAAGAAGAAAGUACAUAGAUAGGAGAAGUAGUACUGGAACAGGAAAACAAGAUUUAGUUAUGUCAGAAGAGGAAUCUGAUAUUCUUCUUCCUGUUGUAUUAUUCCACUUCUUGCUUAUAAUCACUACAGUUUGCGGAGACACCCUCGAGACUGACAAGCAAGUGUUGCUGAGUUUCAAGACGUUUCUUGAGGAGCAAAAUCCAAUUAAUAAAGGAUACAGUCACACAAAAUGGGAUUCCUCGGACUUAUCUCCGUGCAACUGGCCUGGAAUUUUAUGUGAUGAUGGUGUUAAUCGAGUCAUUCAAAUCAACCUCUCUGGUGACAAUUUGGCUGGAAAAAUGUUUCAUAAUUUCUCUGCCAUGACAGAGUUGACACAUAUUGACCUGUCCAUGAAUACAAUUGGAGGGUCCAUUCCUGCAGACUUAGGAAAAUGUCAAAAUCUGAGAUUUUUGAAUUUGUCACACAAUAUUAUUGAUGGGGAGCUGAAUUUGACUGGGCUGAACAAGUUGCAAGUUCUUGAUUUGACCAUGAACAGGAUUCAUGGUGAGAUCAGUUUAACUUUCCCGGGGAUUUGUGACAGUUUGGUGGUUGCAAAUAUUUCGAAUAAUAAUUUCACUGGGGAGAUUGGAAGCACCUUUGAUCAGUGCUGGAAUUUGAAGUAUCUUGAUUUGAGCUACAAUAACUUGACUGGAGAGUUGUCAGUUGGUUUUGAUAAGCUGAAGGAGUUUUCGGUAUCUAAAAACAAGUGUACUGGCUCUCUACCUUCGUCGUUUUUCACUCCAAACUGCACCUUGCAGGCUUUGGAUUUAUCAGAAAACGAAUUCGUUGGAGGAUUGCCUAAGGAGAUAUCGAAUUGUAAGAACUUGGAAGACUUGAAUUUGUCUGGAAACAACUUUUCAGGGCCAAUUCCUAAGGAAAUUGGAUCAGUUAUGAGUCUUCAAGCACUUUACCUGGGAAGCAACAAUAUUUCAAGGGAAAUUCCAGAGACUUUAUCAGGUUUAAGCAACUUGGUGUUUCUUGAUCUCAGUAGAAACAACUUCAGAGGAGAAAUACAAGAAAUUUUCGGGCGAUUUACACGGGUAAGGUUUCUUCUGUUGCAUGGUAACUCUUAUACUGGAGGCAUAGUUUCCUCUGGAAUUCCCAACUUAGUGAACCUUUCCCGGUUGGACUUGAGCGAUAACCAGUUCUUCGGUCCAUUGCCAGUUGAACUUCACAAGAUGAAAGGCUUGAAGUUUCUGAUUCUUGCAUACAACCAGUUUAAUGGAAGUAUACCAUCUGUAUACGGUGAUAUACCGACACUUCAGGCCCUUGAUCUUUCCUCUAAUAAGUUAACUGGCGUGAUACCACCAAGUUUAGGGAAGUUAAACUCACUUUUGUGGUUGAUGCUUGCUAACAAUUCACUGACUGGUAGAAUCCCACCCGAGUUGGGAAAUUGCAGUAGCUUAUUAUGGUUGAAUCUUGCAAACAAUCAUCUCUCCGGGCCAAUUCCACCUCAGUUAGCAAGAAUUGGCUCCAAUCCUAUGCCUACUUUCUUGUCGAAUAGGGCCAAGGAUAAAGUCACCGCUGGCUCAGGUGAGUGCUUCGCGAUGAAGAGGUGGAUACCAGCUGAUUAUCCUCCAUUUAGUUUUGUAUAUCCUCUUCUUACCAGGAAGAAUUGUAGAAGCCUGUGGGAUAAAUUGCUUAAAGGGUAUGGUUUAUUUCCAGUGUGUGAACCGAGCAGUAAUGUUCGUUCGAAUCAGAUAUCAGGCUAUCUUCAACUUAGCAACAACAAGUUUUCUGGUAGGAUCCCUCCUGAAAUUGGCAGCCUGCAGAAUUUCAGUAUGCUUCAUUUAGGUGUAAAUGAAUUCGCUGGCACGCUCCCUUCACAGAUUGGACAAAUGCAACUAGUAGUCCUUAAUGUUUCACAGAACAGAAUAGCUGGUGAAAUUCCAAGGCAAAUUGGCUACAUUAAGUGCUUACAGAUUCUUGAUCUGUCCUACAACAAUUUCUCUGGUCUAUUCCCAGCUAGCUUUAGUAACUUGACUGAUCUGAGCAAGUUCAAUGUCUCUUUCAACCCGUACAUCUAUGGUACCAUACCAGAAAGUGGGCAAUUAGCCACAUUUGAGAAGUCAUCAUAUCUUGGCGAUCCAUUGCUUCGCCUUCCAUCUUUCAUUGACAACUCUACGAAUAAUGCAAUAAACAAAGGUGGAGGUUUCAAAAGGCCUACAAAAGUCGGUAUAAUUUUGGUAUUCUUGGCUCUGGUACUGGCUUUCCUAGUUUGUGGACUUAUGACACUCAUUGUCUGCCUCAUCCUAAAAUCUCCAAUAGAUACACCAGGAUAUUUAUUGGAGGAUUUAAAGGGCCGACAUGAUGUGGCAUCGAGUUCAGGUGCAUCCUCACCGUGGUUGUCUAAUGAUGUUAAGGUUAUCCGUUUGGACAGAACAAGCUUCACACAUUCUGAUAUAUUGAAGGCCACAGGCAGAUUCUCGAAUGAUAGAAUUAUAGGUAAAGGAGGAUUUGGGACAGUUUAUCGCGGAGUCUUGCCUGAUGGAAGGCAAGUGGCAGUGAAAAAGCUACAAAGGGAAGGAAUUGAAGGGGAAAGAGAAUUCCGAGCUGAAAUGGAAGUACUAAGUGGCAACGACUUUGGUUGGCAUCCGAAUCUCGUAACACUUUAUGGUUGGUGCCUUAAUGGAUCAGAGAAAUUGUUAGUCUAUGAAUACAUGGGAGGUGGAAGCUUAGAUGACAUUAUCACAGAUAGAACCAAAUUCACAUGGAAGAAAAGAAUCAACGUGGCAAUUGAUGUGGCACGUGCGUUAGUCUUCUUACACCACGAGUGCUACCCUUGUAUUGUCCACAGAGACGUUAAGGCUAGCAACGUGCUACUAGACAAAGACGGAAGGGCAAGAGUCACGGAUUUUGGCCUAGCUAGGGUUAUGGAUGCUGGAGAUAGUCAUGUUAGCACAAUGGUUGCUGGUACAAUCGGGUACGUUGCACCAGAAUAUGGACAGACGUGGCAGGCUACAACAAAAGGUGACGUUUACAGUUAUGGUGUGCUAGCAAUGGAGUUAGCCACAGGGAGACGGGCAGUAGAUGGAGGCGAGGAAUGUUUAGUUGAAUGGGCCAAGCGAGUGAUGGGAGACGGAAGGCAAGGAUUUACUAGAGCCAUAAUACCAGUUUCUCUUUUGGUAUCUGGUCUAGCUGAGGGAGCAGAGGAAUUGUGUGAAUUGCUUAAAAUAGGAAUAAGGUGCACUGCUGAUAUUCCUCAUGCUAGGCCUAAUAUGAAGGAAGUAUUGGAUAUGUUGAUUGCCAUUUCUCGCAGACAAAGAUCAGGAUCCAGUCGUAGCAAUUCUCCUUCAUUUUGAUGAACAUUUUUGUUUGAAUCAGCAAAUUAAGUGUCAAUAAUUUUUACACAUUUGUAAUAUACAUAUAGCACAUUCUUCUUGUAUACAGUUGUUUUAGAUUCUUUAUUCUGGCAUUUUGUUUUGUUAGGAUCCCACAUUUUUUGUGAAGAUUAUUAGAGUUGAAAUGUGAAUUAACUUUUCAAA
This is a messenger RNA of Lycium ferocissimum, 3921 nucleotides long. RefSeq names its product probable LRR receptor-like serine/threonine-protein kinase At1g74360. Lineage: Eukaryota; Viridiplantae; Streptophyta; Magnoliopsida; Solanales; Solanaceae. Gene Ontology annotation, biological process: protein phosphorylation. The record is from RefSeq and is a predicted model, not a curated record. Gene Ontology annotation, molecular function: ATP binding; protein kinase activity; protein binding. Bases 457 to 3738 code for a protein of 1093 amino acids. The transcript is spliced from 2 exons.